Fonsecaea erecta is the source of this 1272-nucleotide messenger RNA. RefSeq lists its product as hypothetical. Bases 1 to 1272 code for a protein of 423 amino acids. Gene Ontology annotation, biological process: D-sorbitol catabolic process. Lineage: Eukaryota; Fungi; Ascomycota; Eurotiomycetes; Chaetothyriales; Herpotrichiellaceae. Gene Ontology annotation, molecular function: L-iditol 2-dehydrogenase (NAD+) activity; zinc ion binding. The transcript has a single exon. The record is from RefSeq and is a predicted model, not a curated record.
AUGGCGCCCUCAGCGAGCCUCACGAGCUCUCAGCUCAUCAAUGGCGACAUACCAGUCCCCAAAGCGCCUGUCGCCAGCGUAACAGAAAUCUCGAACGGGGAUGUGGCGACUCCUUCUGUUGACGACCAGAAUUCUAGAUUCGCCCUGUACAAGAACCCCUCUCUCUUCGUUACGCCAAACCACACUAUCCAUCUCAAGGAAUCUUCAAUACCGAGGAUACGAUCAACCGAAGUCCUGAUCCACGUCCGUGUCACGGGGAUUUGCGGUUCAGACCUCCAUCUGUGGCAUCGAGGAGCCAUCGGACCUCUCGUUGUCAACCACUCGCACAUUCUGGGCCACGAAGCAUCCGGCGUGGUCCUCGAGGUCGGCUCAGCCGUCACGCAUCUUGCCCCGGGGGACCGAGUCGCGAUUGAGCCUCAGGUCCCCUGUCAGAUGUGCUUCCUCUGUACAUCCGGCAAAUACAAUCUGUGCGAGAAGGUGGCCUUCUCCGGCGUGUGCCACGGCGGCACCAUUAGGCGUUUUCUCGCCCACGAGGCUCGUUAUUGCCACAAACUCCCCGAUAGCAUGACCUUCGCACAGGGUGCGCUUCUCGAGCCGCUGUCUGUCAUUCUGCACGCCAUCAGACAGUGCAAAGGAUCGAUAGGGAUCGGUCAGCCGGUCCUGGUGUGUGGCGCCGGUCCGAUCGGUUUGAUCGCGUUGGCUGCCGCAAGAGCGUCAGGGGCGUGGCCGUUGGUGAUCACGGAUGUCGAGGAAUCACGCUUGGACUUCGCGAGGCAAUUUGUGCCAGGAUGUCAAACGUACCAUGUCCAGCCUUCGAAGAGUCCGCUACAAGCGUCGGAGGAGAUCAGAUUACUCUUCGGCUGCGCGGGCGGUCGCGACGUUGAAAAGGGCAUCCCUGAUGCCGGCGAGUACCAUGCGCCGACAACAGUCCUGGAAUGCACGGGGGUCGAAGCGAGCGUCGUCACGGCCGCGUAUAGCUGUCGGCGGGCCGGAGUGGUCAUGGUGGUCGGGGUCGGGCGGAGUAUCAUGAACAAUCUCCCCUUCAUGCACCUCAGCCUGGCGGAGAUCCAACUCAGGUUCAUCAACCGGUACUCUGACACCUGGCCUGCGGGCAUCAACGCUCUCGCAAAUGGUCAGGUGCUGAAUCUAGACGCCUUGGUGACGCACACGUUUCCGCUGCAAGAGGCUGUCGAGGCAAUGAAGGUGUGCUCUGAUCCUACGAAAAGAAGCAUAAAAGUUCAAAUUGUGGACGAUCAGGAGAUUGUACCGUAG